Molecule: messenger RNA, 330 nt
Organism: Durusdinium trenchii
Lineage: Eukaryota; Dinophyceae; Suessiales; Symbiodiniaceae
Source: the annotation of a GenBank genome assembly
AUGGAGCUGCUGGAGAACGAGACGGAGAAGGCAACAGAUGAGGAGGAAUUCAAGUUCUACCAUGGUGUCACCUUCCUGGCAGAUGUGGAAAUGUGUGCGGAGUGGUGCUCCAUGAUCGAAGAAUGCAAUAGCUUCGAGUUUGCAGAGUUUGAAGAACAGGAAGACUGGGUAGAUUCACCUCUCGGUCUAUGUUCGCUCUAUGAACAAAAGGAACCAGAUGCUGAAGUUGAAGAAGAGGACAUGGACAUGGAGGAGCGCUUGAGGAGUUUCACGAUCGAUGAAGAUGAUGUGCCCCUCAUCACUGAGUUUGAUGGUCUAGAGUUGGAUUAG